Molecule: messenger RNA, 878 nt
Organism: Seminavis robusta
Lineage: Eukaryota; Bacillariophyta; Bacillariophyceae; Naviculales; Naviculaceae
Source: the annotation of a GenBank genome assembly
CAGUUUCUCUAAACCGUCAUGAUGACGUGUUGGCACGAACUCCACUCCGCGUUCAAAAGAGUUCGCUGGUUUCUUUGCACACCGCAGCACCCAGCAACAACAGCAACAACAACUAACUACCUACCUUGCUAUGAAGGUGCCUUUCGGGUACCAUGGGUUCCAAGUCAUUGCUCUGAUUGGAUACCUACAGAUAUCAUGGAUUGUUUGUCCUUCCGUGGCGUUCUCUCCAACUCUUAAGCCGCUGUCCAUUCCGACUUUGCCGCAACAAACAGCGUCAAAUGGGCUUUGUGCCCCAAACCGAAGAGCUUCUACAGCUCUGUUUGCACAGGAUGAGCCAAACGACGAGAACAAUGAGGAAUCCUUGAAUGAUAAUGAAGAAACCAAGCUUGACGAAGAAGAGUAUCCACCCCUGCCAAUGCUGGAUGCAUCGGUGCUCAUACCCUACGUUCUCUUUAUCUCCUUUUGGCCAUUGUUGGCACUGCUACGGCUCAAAUGGGGUACUUUAUUUCCUUAUGGGUCUCCAAUCGAUUACUUUGACAUUGACAAGUACAUGGCUCUACAAGGAAUGAUGCAAGAAGCCAAUGUAUCACCCGAUGAGAUUGUAGAACUCCCCGCUUUGAGUCCUGCUGAACAGUUGGUUGGUGCGAUCUUUGGUCCUCCGCCACGGCCAUAGAGAGUGAGUGCUCCAUUGCUACCGUAUAGUACCACAUCAUUAUCAAGUUGGCCAACUCGAGAAAGCGUCAUUUUCCAAGUUGCCCGACCUUGAUAGUAAUUCUUUAAGAGACACAACCUGCCCCUAGUUUGCUUGUUUCAAGCUAGCUAGCGGUCAGUCACAGAAUGGAUACGUAGCCCGCGUGCUCGAAUUUCUUUUGCCUACU